Molecule: messenger RNA, 120 nt
Organism: Nipponia nippon (crested ibis)
Lineage: Eukaryota; Metazoa; Chordata; Aves; Pelecaniformes; Threskiornithidae
Source: RefSeq, a predicted model, not a curated record
CCGCAGGAGAAGAGGAUCGCCCGCUACCCCUACCAGUGGACCCUGAUGGAAAGAGACCGGCGGGUGUCGGGAGUCAACAAGUACUACAUCUCCAAGGCAGGUGCCGGGGGCGCCGGGCCG